This is a messenger RNA of Larimichthys crocea (large yellow croaker), 11442 nucleotides long. RefSeq names its product cGMP-inhibited 3',5'-cyclic phosphodiesterase A. Lineage: Eukaryota; Metazoa; Chordata; Actinopteri; Sciaenidae. Gene Ontology annotation, molecular function: 3',5'-cyclic-nucleotide phosphodiesterase activity. Gene Ontology annotation, biological process: signal transduction. The record is from RefSeq and is a predicted model, not a curated record. Bases 1643 to 5140 code for a protein of 1165 amino acids. The transcript has 16 exons.
CUUCGAAUGAUGUUUAAAUAGGAAAAAAUGGAAGAAACCACAGAAAGAGCAACAGAGGACAGAUAUGCAAUAUAGAUGUUCUCUGUACAAAUUGGACCAGCAUUGUAAAAUUACAGCACGGAAACUCAGGAUGACAGAAUUAUAGACGGUGAUACUGAACCGGAAAGAAAUUGAGCUAAAGGACCUGCUACACAAACACACAGGGGAAUGAGAGAACUAAGCUUGGACACCCAUGUGCUUGUGGGACAACAACCAAAAAACGAACAAAGAGGAGAGAUGUAGUGUUUUUCAGAAAGUUUAUAAGUAUUCUUAUCAGGUUGUAGGCUUAAAAGAUCAAUUGAGACUGAUACCGACAUGCCAUUAACCAAAGAGUAUCUAACAGUAAGUCUGAUCUGACUUAGGUAGGGAGCCAGUGAAGAGAAGUUGGUGUAAAAUUGUCACAUUUUCCGGCUUUUUUUCAGAUUUCAGCUGCAGCAUUCCCAACCAUCUAAAGACUUUUAGCACAAGACAGGCCUGACAAAAACACACACACACACACACACGCACACAAAAAAAACACACAAUACAUUUAUUUUCACAGAACCAGUUUGAAUAAAUAAUACUAUGUAAAAGAGAUGACAGACUUCAAAUAGCUUUAUCUGACUGCAGCACAUCGUUUUAAAUCCUCUCAUAAAAUGUAGGGCAAACAGGUGAAGGCUUCUAACUUGUCCUGGGCCAGACUGCCACACAGGAGGCAGAGGAUGAUGUGAUUUAGGAUUUUAAUCCAGAACAAAAAAAAAAUCAUGGGUAGCAAGAUGAUUAUUGCUCGAGCUAAAUUCUGCUGUUUGCAGUUUGUGGGAUUGUGCUUUUUUUUUUUCCAAGUUAUGACGUGUCUGUUAUACAUCCAUGAAAAUGAACCACUGGGUGCAUAUGACAGGUUAUAAGUGACCUUAGACGAAUAAAUGAUAUAGUGUAAAGUUGUGUGGUAUGAUAUCCCCUUUUCUGUCUCCUGUCAUAUUUAUACAGUGGAGCCAGGGGUACCUUUAAAAUGUAUUACAGGAUUACUGUAGUUAAUUCGCGUAAUAGGCUGCUCCAUCUUCCAGAACAAGUCAGGAAAUCUUCAUGUAAACAUGGCAUCCAUCCACUGCGAACUGAGUCACGACCAGUGCACACUGGAGCCGGCAGAAUGAACAGAAACACGGGGAGGGGGGAACUGAAACGUGAUGGAGGAAUCACCGAAGCGGCACAAAAAAAGGGAUAGUGUCUAGUGGGAGGGGAGAGAAGGAGAGAGAGACUUUGUGGAGGAGGCAGUGGCCUAGAUGUGUGAAACGCCAGGGGUUGCUUUUUUGGUUCACUGGUUGACUACCAGGGGGCAACUCAGUAGUAGACCAAAUGAAAUGGGGAAGUUCUGAACCACAAAACUAAAAGAAAAGUUGUGAGCUCCCUACACGCCUACAUUUUUGAAAUGAUAUGCACACUUACUGAACUUUUGUUUUGGAUGCAAGCGUCACUGACCAAUGUUUUGGUGUCAGCUGCGCACAGGGGACAUGCAUGAUCAAGGGAAUUAUAGGUGGAACAUGUAGACGCACAGACACUCACACACAGGAGUUAAAUCUAUUACUUUCUCGGACGGUCAGCGCAGCAUUCCGCUUGACUGACAGCGAUGGCCUUGGAGGCAGACAGCGACAGAGGUUCAUCAAGAAGCGCUCAUGAAAAAUAUCCCCGGGCAGCGUUGGAGCGCAACGGCUACGUGAAGACAUGUGUCACCCCGUUGUACCAGGACGCAGGGAGCCAGUCGUGGCUUAGACUGGCCGUGACAUGGACUUGCCGAGGAGUGUCGUCUGCGGUCUGCGUUGCCUUCGUCUCCGUUAUUCUCGCUCUGCUGCUCAGAUUGGUCGACUGGGAUGCAGGCAGCAGCAGCAGCAGCAGCAGCAGCAGCAGCAGCAGCAACAAUAGCAGCGGCUCCGGCUCUAGUCUUCAUUUCGCGGCUGGCUGCGCUGUGGAGCUGCUUUUCACUGCGUGUUACUGCGUCUCCCCCGUUUUUACACUCAUAUGUGCCUUCUUCUGGGUCGGACUGUAUCUGAUUCGCUGCGGGGUGCUCAUCCGUACCGCGGUUUUUUUGUUAGUGGUGUGCCACUUGGGCGAAGCCGCGGCGCAGUCCCUCCUGCGCGGCGCCGAGGAGCAGCUGCUGUCCCUCCCCGCAACCCUGGUAGUCCUCGGCUGCCUGGGCAGCGGGGCUCUGCUGGUCGUCCGGCUGCGUCAGGGAGUGUCCAUCCUCGUCUUCAUUAGCGUCAUCAGGGCCGUCUCCCUCGUCUCUCUGAGCAGAAUCCGGGCCAGCUGGAGACCCUACCUGGCCUACCUGCUGGGGCUGCUGGGGGUUUUGCUUGCGAGGUAUGCUGACCGGCUCUUGCCGGCCUCAGGGACCAGCGGGACGGGGUGCUGUGGCUCUGUGACCGGGGCGAAGGAGGAGGACAUCCCUGUCUUCAAAAGGAGACGGAGGUCCAGCUCCAUAGCGGCCUCGGAAAUGAUGGCUCACAGUCAGAGCAACAGCAAGUCCCACCGCAGGACUUCGCUGCCAUGCAUUCCGCGGGACCAGAUUAUGUACCAGCCAGAAUGGGACUACAAGAGAGCUCUGAGAAGAUCUCAGUCUUCGGGCACCAGCAUGGUAGUGGAUAUCGCGGUGAUGGGUGAGGCCCACGGUUUGAUCUCAGACCUGCUGGCAGACCCCUCGCUGCCCCCUAACACCUGCAGCUCUCUGAAGGCCGUCAGCAACCUCCUCAGCACCCAGAUCAACCUCCAGCCGCUCCAUCGGCCUCGCGUCCCUGCAGACCCACACACUUGCUCUGACUCUGAGGAGGGGCCUGAAAAAGCAGAGAGACUGGCCAUCCCAAAGCGUCUAAGACGGAGUCUGCCCCCAGGAUUGCUCAGAAGAAUCUCGUCAACAUGGACGACGACCACCUCAGCUACAGGGCUGCCUACCAUCGAGCCCGGGCCCGUACGCAGAGACCGCUCAGCCAGCAUCAAACACACCACAGACAGCAACUCUGUGAUGAUGACCAUCUCAAAGAGUCGCUCCAUGUCUGCCUCCUGUGCUGUCUCCAACCACCUCUACGGCAAACCACUGGGAAGACCAGGUUUCCCUCUCACCAACGUGUCACCUCUGGGCUCUCCGUGCCCGUCUCCUACCGUCCAGGGCACUCCUGUCUCUAGCCCCACUACAAAGACAUGUUCAGUGCAGCUUCCUGAGCCGGCUGGGCCCCUAACAGAGCGGACCCCUGGCUCUGUGGCCACCAAGACCCACCACAGAGCCUUAACUCACAGCCAGAGCGCCCCAAGCUCCACCACCCCUCACUGGCGGCCUCCAUCGCUCUGCAGCAGCUGUGGCAGGCCGUUCAACAAUCGACUAAACCAUGGGGUAGACUCUGUCGAUAAAGAAGACAGAAUACCCCAUCCAGAUGAGCGUGCUGUAGCUUCUUCAGACUAUGACAGCACCUACGACAGCACCUAUGAGACCAACCACAGUGACAGCAGCGACUUUGCACAGAAUGAGGAGGAGGCAGAGGGAGGCAAGAAGCCACCUGAAGCAAGGGAAGGUUGCAGGGAGUUUCUGCCAGAGGGCAUCGUUCUUCACCCGCUCCUGCCAUCACCAGAGGACAAGCCAGUCUUGGCUGUGGAGCCUCUGGUGAUGGCGGGGCUAGAGCCUCUGAUGAGUCAACUCAACAACUGGAACUUUCCCAUUUUCAGUCUGGUGGAGAAGACCCACAGCAAGACAGGCUGCAUCCUCAGUCAGGUUUCCUAUAGGCUCUUUGAGGACACGGGUCUAUUUGAGACCUUCAGAAUUCCCGCACAAGAGUUCAUGAAUUACUUCCACGCUCUGGAAAACGGAUACAGGGUCAUCCCUUAUCACAACCGGAUCCAUGCCACUGAUGUUUUGCAUGCUGUGUGGUAUCUCACCACUCAGCCUGUGCCAGGCCUGCCCAUCCUGCUGACUGAGAAUGGGAUACACACUGACUCUGAGAAUGGCAUUACGCCUGGUGCCACAGGCUUCCUGCUGUCCAAAAUGAACUCUGUGCUGGAGGAAGGCUAUGGCUCCCUUGCUGGCCUUAUCCCUGCCCUGGAGCUAAUGGCCCUGUAUGUAGCUGCUGCCAUGCACGACUAUGACCAUCCUGGAAGAACCAACGCCUUUCUAGUAGCUACCAGUGCACCACAGGCUCUUCUAUACAAUGAUCGUUCAGUCUUGGAAAAUCACCAUGCAGCUUCAGCGUGGAACCUCUUCAUGUCUCGACCUGAAUAUAACUUCCUGGUUAACCUUGAACAUGUGGAGUUCAAGCGCUUCCGCUUCCUAGUUAUUGAAGCCAUCCUGGCCACCGACCUCAAAAAGCACUUUGACUUCUUAGCAGAGUUUAAUGCAAAGGUGGGUGAUGAAGGAGUGUCCGGUAUUGACUGGACCAACGAAAAUGACCGAUUGCUGGUGUGUCAGAUGUGCAUCAAGCUGGCAGAUGUCAAUGGGCCGCUGAAGAGUAAGGAGCUGCAUCUGCAGUGGACGGAGGGGAUCGUCAACGAGUUCUACGAACAAGGUGACGAAGAAGCAAGCCUGGGCCUUCCAAUCAGCCCAUUCAUGGACCGGUCCGCUCCGCAGCUCGCUAAACUACAGGAAUCGUUCAUCACUCACAUCGUGGGACCUCUGUGCUCUUCCUAUGAUUCUGCUGCUCUCAUGCCGGGACGCUGGGUUGAUCCACCUGAGGAAGAUUCAGAGCCAGAGGAGGCAAAGGAAGGACAAGAAACAGAGGAAGAAGAGGAGGAUACGGCGGAUGAAGACGCGUCAACAAGUUCUGACUCCUCCCAGCGGCAAGAAACCAAAAAGGUGAGCAGGAGGAAAGUGUUUUGCCAGAUCACACAGCAUCUUUUGGAAAACCAUGAAAUGUGGAAAAGAGUCAUUGCUGCAGAAAGCCAGGAGGAGGCACAGAAAGAGGACCCAAACUGCACCAGCAGUCCCACCGAUCCAAUCACAGCCAUUCAUGAGGAAGAGGAGGAGCAAGCAAGCAAAGAGGAGGAGUCGACUGACGGCUUUGAUGAAAGGGAAGAGGUGCCGGCUAUUGAGGAGGAGGAAAUCCUUCCGCAAUCAGAGACUUCAGGGGAAAAAGAGGAGGAACCAGAGUGAUAUUAUGAACUUUGACCUCCUCUUAAACCAGGAAUCUGGAUGUUGUCAAAAAAAAAAGAAAAAAAAAAGUUUGUUUCUUUCCUAACUAAACUCUUGAUAUGGUAGCCAGCACAUCACUUCGACACAACACUGUAGAAGAUGUUUUGGGUAAUAUGUGCCUAACAAAAACUGGGUUUGAGGAUGGGGAUGAUGCAUGCCCAGUUCAUCUGAUGAAGAGGAGAGAGGUGAGAUGAGCAAAAGAUGAAGUGACCGAGGAGUGGAGGAAGAAGACGAAAAAGAAAAAGAGAAUGAUUGGGACUGUAUUUGUUUUCGUUGUGGUGUUUGUUUUAGUCUGGAUCUGGUUCCCUGUCCUCACCCAGGCUGCCAAUCCUGCACUAUGGGCCAACCACGCUGAUUCACAGAUUCACUCCACCAGUGAGUAAUACACUGUCACGAGCCCCAACCCCACCACCACCACCACCACCACCACCAUCCACCCAUCCUUCUUGUUGCUCCCAUGCUAUCAGCACACUGUGGAGCCAAGCCACCUGGCUUGUUGAGGAUGUGCAACAAGCCCCUUCUCCUUGAAGACAAUGGGAUGAAAGCCAGGGAAAAAGCUGUGUCCACUGAGGCUCAACUGUGUGUGGAUUUCAGAAGGAGACGGGAAAAAGGGCCAGUUGUAGUACAUUGUGUUUACAGACAUACACCCACACAAGCUUCACACACACACACAAACACAAACACACACACACACACACACACACACACACACACACACACACACACACACAGUACACUACAGCACAGUAGAAACACAUUCCAUACUAGGAACAGAUAGGAAGUUGAACAAAGAACCCUGUUGCUCUAAAAGCUUUAUUCUCGCUCAAGGAUAAACAUACAAAACAAGGUUUUGUUCAUGUCAAACAAUGUUUGUCCUUAGUCACAUGUUUUCUCGCUGUCUCCUGUUAGUUAACGUAACUCUAAGGCAGUAACUCUCUUGUUACCGUGCUUUUUUUUAAAUGCAAGUGAUUUAAUGAUAUCCACAAAGACAUGUGGUUCCCUUUGUGAAUCACAAAGGAACCACAACGUUAUAUUAUAUGUAUAAUCACAAUUCUAUUUCAUUUAAUCUGCUCUCUCUCUCUCUCUCUCUCUCUCUCUCUCUCUCUCUCUCUCAGCAUCAGCCUCCCAUUGGUCCCUAUGCUAUAACACGGCAGAUCAAACUGUUGAUCACAUUAAAGCUAACUCACAAGACACAAAACUAGGUAAUAAGGUAAUGUGUUUUGUUAAGUCACUUCCCAGCUUGUUUCCCUAGUCUUUAAUGUAAUGUACUCACUAAUGACAGGAAUUCUUUAUUCUUUGCGAUAUAAUUUAUAGCCUGGUAUGUAGGCCAAAUGUUUCAGAAAGUAAACUAAUCCAGUAAGCCAUAGUGGCUCUAGCCAGAGCUGACUCACAGCUCCAAAUCACCCACGAGGAUUUUCGUCAGUAAGACAUUUGGAAAAAUAAAAAUUAUUGCCAUCCAGGGGGUGCUGUGUACCCAUAUGAAACUGAAUCAGAUUCAAAUCAAUCAAUAUUUAAUCAUUCUAUUAAACAAAAAUACAAAAAAUUUAAAAAAGAGUCACAGCUGCAUAAAUGUAUAGUGAUAAUUAAUAUUUAAUAUUCAUUAUUAAUUUAUUCGGUAAAGUAGAAUCAGAUUUAGGAUUAAUGCAAGCAUCACAGUCUCAAAUGCUGCUUUGUGUAUUCUGUAAUGCUGUCUGUUUUUUUUUUUAUUUCCUCCACUGAGGAAUUUUGUGUAGUCAGUCCUCAAUGAGAGCAAAUAAUAAAAAAAAAGUCAAAAUGAGAGAUGUAAGAUGAGGAGAAAAUGUGCUUUGACAAGAGCUGUGAUUGAAGAUGUCUGAGUUCUGCUUAGUUUCCACAUAUUUUGGCCAAAAGUGCAAUAGACAUCUGAUCAUAGGCCAGCAGACUCACCACACCUCUGGAUUUUCUUUUCUCCAUUUGUAGUCCUUACUGAUGACACAGCGUAUGGCUUAACAGGGUGUGUCGGUGCUCUCCUUUGAUGUCCUCAUGAUUCAGAUUAAUAGUGAUGGAGGAGUGUGAACAGCCUUAGUAAUGAGGCUAAGUUAUGAAAGAGGAGGGAGGAGAAGAAGAAGCCUUUUAGCUUGACUUGUACCUGCUUAUAAAGGGUCAGAGGGGGCUCAGAUAUUUUUUCACAUUUCAGCAGAUUCUUUGAAGAUGAGCCAGUACGGUCAGAUUCAAAAUCAUAUGAUCUCCAUUUCCAAGCCUUUAAGAUAUCUUAUGGGGAUGUGCAGCACAGUGUGUUUGAUCUGACAUCAGAAGAGCAACGAGGGCACUCUUUCAGAUCCACAGAUUUAAGGAUGCUUUGUGUCUUAAUUUACUGAUCUGUAGCAGAUACUCGGUGUCAAAACUGCAAAGUGAGCAAGGGCACAUCAUAGUACAAGAUGAAACACCUUCUUGUAUUUUGACAGCACUUCUGUGAAAAUCUGUCAGAGACUCAAGACUAGCUCAAGACUCAAGAUAAACCUGGAUAGUUAUUAAGAGCAGGGAGUGUGUGGUUAUAUCUGCGGUGGAACUAGUUGUCAGAGGCAUUUAAGUGGCAUUGAUCUGUCAUUUUGCUUCGGCUCUGCAGCAGGUAGGGAAUUUGCAGCAUUACAGCUGCAAAAUCCCACAAUGAUUAGCUGAGAUGCUGACAGGAUAACACAAAAUCCCCAGGAGUAGUGGGAUUUGUUGAGUCACCAUAAAUAUUAAGACGCCAAAUAGCAAACAAACAGUUUUUAAACCCAUGCGUGCUUUGAGUGGCUGGUGAGUUCCUGGAUAAGGGUUGAUGAUGACACAGAGAACAAAACAUUACCAAGAUUUUAAGAUUAUUUUAAAACUGAAACAGUAAGAAUGGUGAAAAUAGCAACAACAAAAAAAAGGAUAAAAAAUACAAACACAAAACACUGGUCCUUUAGACAUGCUGGAUAAAAACAGACUGAGCAGUCUACUAAACAGGCUUGUUUGCAGACACUGUCUUAAGUUUUUACUGGCUGAACUUGCCCCACUGUGACCCAAUUUCCUAACUCAAUUAGAGUUUUGCUAACGUCAGUGCUGUCUAAAUCCUCAGCUGUAUCCAUUGCACUGUUUAUCAAAAUGCCCAUUGUGCAAAUGAGGGCUAAACUGUGCAACAGUAAUGCCCCUGAUUGCUUAUUCCCUGUACUUACAAAGGGUGCAGUGGUUGAGCUUUUACUUCUAUGAAAAAGAAAGCCUGUGUUCAAGGGGUAAGAUUAUUGUUUGUGAUGCAGUUCAAGUUGAAAGCUCUUAAUAGGUGUUCAAAGUCUAAUUUCUUCUAUUUCUUUUUUUAAAUCGUGGUAGCCAUUCCAUUUAAACCUUUUAUUUUGAAAAACUGAAGUUGCUUCCCUUAACCAAGUGUGAUUGAGCAUAAUGAAUUAAUAAAAAAGAAAAUUACCUCCAGCGUUGAUGUGAAUCAGACAGGAGGCCCCGGACAAAGAAAUUCUAUAAUGAAAAGAGCUAACGUUGCUUAGCAACAGUCAAAAAAAAGGUAAUAUCUGACCCCUGAAACAAUGUGUGUCUUACCUGCUGACACAAAUGGCAGUAGAGUAUUUGUAGCAUAUGCAGCAAGACGCAAUUCACCCACCCCCACUCCACCCCCUCCGGUACCAAAUGUCUUCCAGUAGCCUCUCCUCGCAUUGGCUUGUAAUCACUACCUGUAGCAGUGAAAAUGAUCUGUAAACACCAGCUGAUACAGGAAUCUGUGGGUAAUUUAAAGCAUCGACUGGGGUCUCUUAGCAAUUUCUUUUUUUAAAAACUCUGUACAGCAACGUAGCUUUCAAACAGUUAUAGGAAAAAUAACCAAGACUGUAAAAAGCUCUGCAAGCCUCCUGCCUCCUGUAAACAACAGACAUUUGAGCGCACAUGAACGAGCUUGAGCUCCAUGCACUGUAAAUACCUUACACACCAUACAGUAUAUUGAUGCCACACUUGCAAUCUAAUGUGUAUACUAUUACAAUGGAUUUUUUUUUUUUAUCACACUUGUACCAUCCCAUGCUCCACCUCUAUGGGAAAUUGUACUCUUUCUCUGAUUCACUUCAGUUUUUUCUUUUUUCUUACUUUUUUUUUUUUUUUAAUUGUAUGUGAUCAGAGAAUUCAAAGCUCACAAGGGAUCAAGUUAGUCAAAAUAGAUGCUUCCCUCCUCUGAUCUCCCUUUCCAGCUCUGCCUCAGUAACUGUGUACACUACAGUGCAGCAAUCAAAGAGACUUAAUCAAAGCUGUGAUAGAAUCUGGGGUGGCUGUUUUUUCUUGUGGUAAAGAGUCCAAAACAUUAGAGCUUGGGUGUGUGUAGCCAUUUUUAUGAGGGUUUGACAGAGAGUAGUCAACUGGUCGUUCAGCAAAUAAAUGAAAGGACCGUACCAUUGUUUUUGCUAUUUUAACUACAGAUUAUUUACACUUAACAUAUACAAGUGGCCAUUUUCAAAUGCAUGCUUUGCAGUUUUAGAUUUUAGAUGAAAUGUAUUUUUUCUAGGUCAAGCCAUUGGUUUUCUUUACUCUCUGUGCAGUAUGAAAAUAUAUGGGCACAGUUCAUCACAGUGAACAUUUGUUUGCAUUAAUGUGCAUAAUUAUGCGGUUUCAGUAUAGAUGAAUUUAAAAACUCAGACACAGAGAGAACAUGAACAUAUGUUUGUGUUGUGUAACAAUUAAUGAAAACCACUGAAUGGCUGGAACAGUUAAUAAAACACAGCAGUAUAAUUUGCAAAUGGUCACUUGUAAUGUGAGGUGUAAGUGUUUCACUGCCCUCUCUAACUGAAAGCUGCACAUCUCUUUCACCUCUGACUACACCCAGGGGCGAUGUCACGAUGUACUGAGACACCCUGGAGUACACUUAUUCAUCACUGUAGCAAGAUGAAGAAGUUAAACCACUGGAGGUCCAAAAUGUUUCAGGGGGAGUUAAGUUAAAGAUCAUUUAACUUGCUUCUUUUUCGUCCUAGGUAGGAUCAACUAUCUGCUGGCUUUCAGUGACAGAAAUGUUUGUUCAUUUCCAACCUGAAUAUAUUAGGCAGGUAACGAUUCAUGGCCACCAAAGCAUAAAAGUUAAUUAAUCAGUUUAUUUUUAAUACAGCAUUACAACACAGGCCAGUGGUUUGUACCAGGCAAUCACAUGGCAUUGAAAAAUCUUAUUUUGUAAUAUCGUUGCGUAAAAACUGGGCAAACAACAAAAGUACAGGGUCUACAACUAAAUGGUGUCAAUUUAUUAAAGCCAGUAUCAGUGGUUUCUUUAAAACGGCGAGAAGAAGGGGAUUGCUGCACACUGGAUUAACUUGUGCAAACCAAAGAAACUUUUUGAACUCUGUGGUUUUUUUGUGAUUUGCACAAAAUGAGCCCUGAAAGGAGCAUGUUUUUCCACAUCUUCUUAUUUGUCACUGUUAUCCAGAACCUGGUGAGGACAUCUGGAUAUACAUAUACUUUGUAAUGGUUGUUGUGUGAAGACAGGCCAGAUUAAAAGCAACAUAAGAACCUUCUCAGCAUUCAUCUAACAGACCGGAGCUCAUGGCGUUCACACGUUGUUACUGUCUGUUAUUAUUUCACUGCCGUGUCAGUAGGCAGCAGUAGCACCACAAUGGGUCUGACCGACUGUUCUGCUCUCAGACUGAAGCCCUUGUACUUUCUUUUGAUGGUUUGAACCAAAAACAUUCCUUUUUGUAUUGUUUAUUGUUUCAGCCAUUUUAAAAAGGUGGCUAUGCUCCUGUGCCAUACCAUUUUCACAUGUAUGUAUGUAUGUAUACAUUGUUUGAAUGCUAUUCGUCAGCUUUCCUUGUUUGUCACAAAGGAAACCAAAACAAACUUUUUUUUUUCAUCACCUUUAAAGCAAGACAAACAAGACUGGUAUGUUUUUAUCUACUAUAGCAGGCGCUUCACAGACUCAAUUCUUUUUCUUCUCUCCAGUAUCUUGCACUUAACACAUGUAGCAAUACCUACAGGAUGGGGAAAUUGUGUGAUUCACCAGUAUUUGUUUAAGUGGAAUAUGAUAUUUUAUUUCUAGAUAUUGUUUGACUUUGUAUAAAAAAAAUAUAUACUGUACAGAUUCAAAAGUAUAUUAUAACAAAAAACUUUUAGAAAAAUAUUUAUUUUUACUGUUUUGUAAUUUAGACACAAUACUGUAGCUCCUCUAUUGCCAGACUUACUGGAAGUGCCUCUCGAUAAUGUAUUACAAAGUAACUAUACAAUAUAUUGGGAUUAUUAGACCAUGUCACUAGCAGAGCAGUGUUGAUGUUGUAAUGUGAAUAUUGUUGAAUAAUAAGAUUUAUAAAUGC